GCUUGACUCUAGCCCUCUCGGUGAGGACACCUUCCAGUUCUGCGUCGACUGACCCUCUAGUCUAGCGGCCGCGCUAGCAGCAGCCUGGGCCGGAUAGAAUCCCGGUACGUGGACGGCGCAUACUCGGCAUCACCCGCAUCUGCAAGCCUUCCAACCUUUUGAGACCUGACCGCCCGCGACUGCUCGGCUGCUCCUGCUGACGCCGGACAUCGGGUUUUUGAGCCAGCUACUAAGCUAAGGGGCGCCAAAGCCGGGGCGCACCAGGUGGAUGUCGAGUGCUCCUGCUGUUCCAGCUGGCGUCAGACAUAGAGCGGGCGCCGCACCCUCCACAGCUGGCCGGGGGCCGCCGCCAUCUACCCCAGCUAGCAGAGCCCGAAAUGACCAACCGAAGCAGAGGAAGGUGUUUUUGGUCUAUUGGGCAGUCUGCUUCGCGACGGCCAUAACGUGGCUGUUUGCCGUGGCCGCAGCAUCAGACGAUGCGUGGCUACAGUUCGAAGGGUAUCCUUUGCUCAAGCUUGGAGAGCGCUGCGAAUUCUCUGCGUCGUUCUGCGAUUAUUACAAGACGGGGACGGCGUUCCAGUUUUUCGCUGCCAUCGUCAUCAGCGCCACCGUUGUCGUGAUGAUCGUGGCGGCUUUCAAGCCAGCUCCCGCCACGGGAAGGCUUGGGGCAGCAGCCGGGACGAUGCUGCUAGUGUUUUCUGUGCUCCAGCUCGCGGCCUUCUCCAUCAUGGCUGCUUCUGCCGGGAGACUAAAUCGUGACAACGACAACUACUUCCAGAUCAAAGCGGGGCCUACCAUUGGCGUCGCCGUGAUUGCUUGGGUCUUCGGUCUGGCAGGAGGCAGUGCGAUCCUGCUCCUACGCCCUCACGCAACUCCCGGGCAGGACGGACCAUUGAGGAGGUUUUCGCGUCGGGAGGGGGUUCGUAGCGCACCGCGCCCGCGAGCGCCGUCCUCCCCUUCCGGCGUAACAAUCUAA
Messenger RNA from Ectocarpus siliculosus, 976 nucleotides. NCBI's taxonomy places the organism in Eukaryota, Phaeophyceae, Ectocarpales, Ectocarpaceae. The record is from the annotation of a GenBank genome assembly.